Messenger RNA from Fusarium fujikuroi IMI 58289, 2406 nucleotides. RefSeq names its product related to DAL5-Allantoate and ureidosuccinate permease. Gene Ontology annotation, cellular component: plasma membrane. Gene Ontology annotation, molecular function: dipeptide transmembrane transporter activity; allantoate transmembrane transporter activity; oxidoreductase activity. Gene Ontology annotation, biological process: transmembrane transport; allantoate transport; dipeptide transport. The record is from RefSeq and is a predicted model, not a curated record. The transcript is spliced from 8 exons. Bases 1 to 2406 code for a protein of 801 amino acids. NCBI's taxonomy places the organism in Eukaryota, Fungi, Ascomycota, Sordariomycetes, Hypocreales, Nectriaceae.
AUGGACUUGAAGGAAGGCCACAACCUUUCUGGCCCCAACAAAGCCGCAAUAGAACUUGCGACCAUGGAUGCCAGCGCCAGUGUCGGAGAGACAAAUUCCACCUUCAUAAUGACCCCGGCCGAGGAGCGAAAGCUGGUUCGAAAGAUUGACUUACACUUGAUGCCCUUGAUGUUCGUUCUCUAUCUGCUCCAGUAUCUGGAUAAAACGUCCCUUGGCUAUACUGCAAUCAUGGGCAUCAUACAGGAUGCAGCAAGUCAACCUAUACCCAUAUCAAUAAGAAACUUGAACGCUAAUAACAAUGUUGCAGAACCUCAGUGGUACCCAAUACUCCUGGAUUUCGAGCUUCUUCUACGUGGGAUUUCUCGCAGCCAGUCCUCUAUCUUCAAUUCUCUUGGUGAAAUUCUCAGUAUCCAAAUGGUUAUGGCCGCCGGUAAGAGCUUUGCCAGCCUUGCUGUCUUACGUAUCUUACUCGGGGCUUUUGAGGCUGCUAUCAGCCCAGGCUUUACUAUAAUUACGUCCACUUGGUACAAACCCUCCGAACAUGCUUUGCGUCACGGUCUCUGGUACUGCGGAGCCAGUGUAGCAUACAUAAUAGGCGGUAUCAUUGCGUAUGGCAUCUCUCAUAUCAACAGUGCGAUUAAAGCCUGGCAGUUCCUGUUUAUUAUUUUCGGAGCAGUGACCUUCAUUUGGGGCUUGGUUGUCUGGUGGCUUCUGCCUACUAAUCCCCAGAGUGCUUGGUUCCUGAACGAACAUGAGAGGAAACUUGCUUUUGAAAGAGUCCAGGGAGCAAGGCAUUCAGUCGAAACAGGAGAGUGGAACUACGCACAGAUGAGAGAAGCCUUCAUGGACCCUAGGUCUUGGUUAUUUUUUCUCAUCUGUGUGUUCUCAACUAUUCCAGGUGGUGGUAUGACUGCAUUCGGCAGUAUUAUAAUCAAGGAUUUUGGUUACAGCGUGCUGCAAACUCAACUUCUUUCUAUGUCGGUAGGCGCAUUUCUUCUGUUCUUUGUCAUCAUGACUGUGGCCAUUUCCAUGACUCUGAAGAAUUCGCGAUGCCUAUCCAUCUCUCUUCUCAAUUUCAUAUCUUUGGCCGGGGUUUUGAUGGUAAAGCUUCUUCCCGAGUCCAACAAGACAGGCCGCCUUGGAGGGCUCUGGCUAGUUUGCGCACACGCUAGCGCUUUCCCAACAAUUCUUAGUUUGGUUUCCAGUAACAUCACGGGGCAUACAAAGAAAGCUACGGUCAAUGGGAUGUUAUUUAUUGGGUUUUGUACUGGAUAUAUUAUUGGGUCACUCACGUUUAUCGCGCAAGAAGCGCCUGCUUAUAAGACGGCAUUUAAUAUUAUGGUUGCUUGCUUUGUUCUCAAUAUUGCUAUUAUCAUCUCUAUGAGACAGAUAAUGGCAAAAUGGAAUAACCAAAGGAAUCAGGAGUAUGGACCUAAGCCUGUUUCAGAUGGACUCAUACUUGAACACGGGAGGCAAGUCGAUCUUGACGAGACCGAUUGGGAGAACAAAGAUAUUCGUUACUUUGACUUCAGCGAGCGGACUUUGAAGUUGUUGUGUAUCGGCAUCGAAGAUGUGCUAAUUCCGGCUCAUCAGACCAGAGGGACAUCAUCACUGGAUGGCAAGACCGCCAUUGUGACUGGAGGCUCCCGUGGCAUUGGACAAGCGAUCUCGAUCAACUUGGCACGCAAAGGCUUGUCCAAGCUAGCCAUCACUUAUUCAAGCAAUAUUAAGGCUGCGGAGGAAACCCUGAAGAUAUGUCAAGAGCUCGGAGUAAAGCAGGCAGUGGCCAUCCAGGCAGACGCCCUUGAUCCCGAAUUUGGGCCUAAAACUGUUGCACAGGCCUUAGAGCGACUGGACACCACAGUUAUCAAUAUUCUCGUCAACAACGCCGUCCUGGCCGACCAUACUAAGGUACUAUCUAUCAAAGACACGACCUUGAACAUCUUUCUCGAGAUUAUGCAAGCCAACGUUUACGCCCCAGUCUCUCUCACUACCUCCCUUCUACCUCAUCUACCUGAGUAUGGGGGCCGUGUGAUCAACAUCUCCAGCGUUCUGGCCUACCAGGGCAACGCUGAUCCAACCGUUGCAUACGGAGCCAGCAAGACCGCUCUCCAGAGCUACACGCGAUCAUUCGCUGAGAACUUUUCCAAGUAUAAAAACGCUACCUUCAACAGUGUCGUUGUUGGUCUUACAGCUACGGACUCGAUCAAGGCCAGUCAGCACAUGAUGCCCCCGGGAUUUCUGGACGGGCAGAUCAGGGACACAACCGCUGGAAAUAGGAUUGGCGUUCCUGAUGAUAUUGUCUAUGUUGUUGGGUUCCUUGCGGGAGAAGAGGGUCGGUGGGUUAAUGGGGCUGCUGUUAGUGCGAAUGGUGGUAACAGGCUUCUUAUUCCUGUACUUGGUUAA